AUGCUUUUCACAAGCUCUCCGAAACCCAAGAGCGAUGCGUCCGAGUUCAAGGGCUUUAGGGACGGCGCGUUUGCUUCUCUAGGGAUCCUCAUCAAGCUCCACCUGACGGGGACGUUCCAGUUCCUCAAUCCCUUGCUAACCAACAAUGGCCACUGCGACACCCCCAAGGAGUUCCUCAGCCGCCUCCUCAUCGGCGCAUACACCUUCUUGUACGCAAUCUUGGUCUUCACCGACAGCUACACCGGCUCUGACAGCCUGGUGCCCUACGGCAUCGCCAUGGCUAAAGGGCUGUGGCCUUCGCCGGCUUCUGAAUUGAUCAACUUGUCCAAGUACAAGCUCCGGGCCAGCGACUUCAGGCACGCGUUGCUCUCGAUGGUGGUCUUCGCAGUGACAGGCCUGCUGGACCCAAACACAGUGGAGUGCCUGUACUCCUCGUCGUAA
Messenger RNA from Eucalyptus grandis, 441 nucleotides. Its product is annotated as protein DMP2-like. Gene Ontology annotation, biological process: endomembrane system organization. NCBI's taxonomy places the organism in Eukaryota, Viridiplantae, Streptophyta, Magnoliopsida, Myrtales, Myrtaceae. The transcript has a single exon. Bases 1 to 441 code for a protein of 146 amino acids. The record is from RefSeq and is a predicted model, not a curated record.